Cricetulus griseus (Chinese hamster) is the source of this 1294-nucleotide messenger RNA. The record is from RefSeq and is a predicted model, not a curated record. Lineage: Eukaryota; Metazoa; Chordata; Mammalia; Rodentia; Cricetidae.
GGCUGCAGCCACGGCCCAGCGAGGCCUCCAUCCUGUCCCCGGAGGAGUCCGACUUCACCACCCCAGGAGACUGCGCGAGCUUCGCGGCGCACCACGCCGUGUCCUACAUCAACGUGGGCGUCUUCCAUGCGUUUGACGAGGCGGGCGUGGAGGUGUGCUGCGGCGGGCACCCGUCGGUGGAGCUGCCAGGGGAAGCGCCCUCGGACCCAGACCUCAAUGCCUCCUACCCCUAUUGCUGUCGGCCCCCGUGUGAGAUGGCGCGCCCGUGGGAGCCUAGCCGGGCCUGCUGAGUCCAGGCCCGAGCGGCCUGGGACACCUGAAAGGGCAGCAGUCGGGCUUUGCUUGGCGUUGUGCCUGUGCGUGGCUUGGCACUUUUCUGGCCCAGCCCUGUGAGAUCUGCCAGACCCUAGGACACUCCGGUGUUCUCCUUUCUGUGUGAGGAGGUGGCUCCCUCUGUGUCAUUCGUAUCCGGACUCCAUUUAAAGUUUACAAUAAAUGUUUGGGGUGGCCUUGCGGAUCACACACCUCUUAGACAAGUCCGUACCCCAGGACUGCGCUCAGAGGUCCUGGGUCCAAUGGGCAAGAACAGAACUCUUAUGGAAGGUGAAUUUCGUGUGGAGGACCUCGGCUGAGAGUACAAAGCAGUUGGAACUGUAGGAACAGAAGUGAAGAACAACCAACAGCAACACUUUGUACCCGGAUGUGCCUGCUUCUGUCCACACUUUCUUACUGUAAAGCUCUCCAUAAACAGUGAAAAUGUUUGGUAAAUUUAUUGCAAUUUGACAUUGGUGAGUUCCUUUAUUAAAUUGAUUGCUAUGUUACUGGAGAAUUUCAUCAGCUUGGAAUUAGAGGAUGUCUACACUCAGAUCAGCCUGGGGGAGAGUGUCUGAAUUGGAACAGACAAAUGCUGAGUUAGAACAGCUGUGUUCUGCUAGCUGGUUGACUAGGUCCAGCCUGUCUCUGAGCAAACUGCUGUGCGUGCGUGGAGACACUGAUGCCAGACCCCUGCAUUUCUGUUUUUGGAAACUGGCUGUGUGGUUUCUACUGCAAAGCAGUAGGUUUUAUUUUUGGUUAACACAUAUGAACAGUUUAAUCCUAUUUUGAAAACUCAAAGUCCUAGUUUUUCUGCAAAGAUAAAGUUCCUGUUAACUCAAUAAUCUGGUAAUUUUGAUUAUAUAGCAUUUCAUUUAAAGUACACCACUUUAAUAGCCUUAAUGAAUGUGAAGGACAUACCUUUAAGUGAGUUUAAUAUACGUGUAACCAUUUGCACACAAAUGAAAUGAGUUCUCUAUGA